CCCCAGGUGACCCCCGAGUUCGGGCGGGAGAUGGCGCACAGCCUGCUGGGAGUGCUGGUGGCCUUCCUGCACAGCUUCCAGCGCAAGGUCGAGCGCUUCCUGGAAGCCCCCGGCGACGUCCCCGCGCCCCGACGCCGCCCGCGCCAUCGCCCUGGCCAACUGCGUCCCGCCCUUCCGGGCGUUCGCCGAGCGGCUGGCGCAGUUCGGGCACGCCGAGAGCGAGGAGCCGCGGCGGCAGGCGCACGCCGCGCUGGACCGCGUCACCCGCAGCCUGCGGCCACCACCUCACGCGGCGCCUCUUCGAGGACCUCAAGCCCCACUUCGGGAAGCUGAUGAAGCGCAAGUGGCUGACGAGCCCGGACGCCUUCGACGCCAUCGUCAUCCUCGUCACCGGCUUCGCGCAGACGCUGCGGCCGCUGCACCCCGAGCCGCGCCAGGUGCUGGUCAGCGAGCUGCACCGCCGCGUGCUCAUCGAGUACGUGCGGCCGCUGCUGCAGGGACGCCUGGUGUGCGCCUCGGCCAAGGCGCGCGCCCGCGUGGCCGCCCGCCUGGGCGACGAGGCCCGCCAGCUCCGCGAGCUCUUCACGCGCCUGGAGUCGGCGUCGCCCUGGCUGGACUCGGUGGUGCCGCGGCUGCGGGAGCUGCUGGUGCUGGAGGACACGGCCGCGCUGCAGAUGGAGGUCGGCGCCCUGGCCAGGGACUUCCCCGACGUCCGCCGCAGGCACGUGGCCGCGCUGCUGGACGCUCGGGGUUUGCGGGCUCAGGGUCCCCGCCGGGAGAUCCUGGGGGUGCUGCAGGACCUGGGGGGCUCCGAGGCCGAGCCGGCCGCGCCGCCCCCGCCGCGUUCUCGAACCUUCUUCGCGGAGCUGCCGGCGCCGCGCCCCGUGCGCUGCCUCCCGUUCCAGCUGCCGCGGCUGCGCCUCCCGCGCCGCAGCCCGGCCACGACCCCCCCC
Messenger RNA from Passer domesticus (house sparrow), 953 nucleotides. RefSeq names its product exocyst complex component 3-like protein 2. The record is from RefSeq and is a predicted model, not a curated record. Gene Ontology annotation, cellular component: exocyst. The annotation marks the transcript as partial. The transcript has 7 exons. NCBI's taxonomy places the organism in Eukaryota, Metazoa, Chordata, Aves, Passeriformes, Passeridae. Gene Ontology annotation, molecular function: SNARE binding. Gene Ontology annotation, biological process: exocyst localization; exocytosis.